CGUGGCUAGGUGUUUUCCUGACGGACGAAGGUAAAAUGUCUGUGUUGUUUUUUAAAAUAUGUAUUUGUAGUCGUGUUGAUAGUUUGCAAUUCAUGUGGAGCUAAGCAAGUGCAUCUUGGCGUUUUAAUUACAAGUCUGUUGAGAAUAACAUUUUACCCAUUAAGAAGCUAGCCCGUUAUUACUUUGCUACCUACAGUAACGUUAUCUUGCAGGUGCUGCUAACUAAGCUACCUCAGAUGCAAAAUCCGGCUUCUUAAUUAACUAGCAAAACACGAUUCUUUAUGGUGCUUACCCUAACUUAUACGGUUAAUUUAUAACUAAAAUAAAGUUUGAAUUAUUCAUAUGUAACGUUACCGAGUUCUAUGUCGUGUAACGUUACUGCAAUGUCUGUCAUAUUGCCACAAUAAAUUUCAGUAUCCCGAAGGUGUUUUCAGCAUAUAUAAUAAUAUUAUCAGGGCAUAACAGUUUAACAGCUUUCUAAAUGAUUUAAAUUCAGGGUAUCAAUUCAACCUGGAAUAUUACAUUUUAAAGAAUUAAAACAUCACAGAUGAAUUAAUUACAAAAUCAGGUUCAUUAUUAUAGCCUAUUUUAGACUAUAGUCAAAGACAAUAAAUAAUAUUCAUUAGUAAAUUCAGAUUUACAGGCACAGUUUGGCAUGGACCAGUAUGUGUAGUUGUUUUGAUUGGUGCACUUGGAGCUUGUGUAGACACUCUGCUUAUUCCCCUUUGACCCUGUUUAAUUCCCGUUUUAGUCAUUUACUUUGUAUAUAUCUAAAUGUAACUUUCAGAAACAAGUUGAAUGAUAGUAUAACUAAUCAUCUCAUCUCUUUGUUUUCAGGUUUUUGUACCCAUCCUUUAUCAGUGAAAUAUUUUACAAAUCAAACGGUUCUUUUAAGAGCCUCUCUCUGUUUCUCUCCUUUUUCUUGUGUUUAUCUCUCUCCCUAUUUGUAUUUCUUCAUACCUUUAUCCUUUCGUUAUUUAUCUUUAAAAAAUCGGCAAAUGGCAUCUGAGGCAUUCAGACAAUGGCUGGAAGCAGCAAAAACCUUGGCAGAUGAGUUUGAAACCACAAAUACCCAAAAGAAAAGAAAGCAAAAGGGACCUAAAGUCUCCAAUGUUUCCUGGAGGAAGAGAGACCAGCAUGGGAACAUCCUACCACAACGUGUUAGGAUUAUGAAGAAUCGAUCUGUGAAACCCUCUGGCACUAAGGUUUCAGAAGUUGAGGAGCUCUCUGAAGUUGAGGAGGUGAAUGAAAUUCAACAGGAGGUCCCAAAUCUUGAUCAACAUCUUCAGAGACUAAAAGACCUGGUAAAUUCAGUCACUGUCACUGCAUCGGUGGAAGAAGACACAACCACCAUGUCUGCGUGGACAAAAAGACAGGCUAUCUCUGAAAAAAAAUUCAAGGCUGCGAUGCCAGAAAUUUUAAAUUGCAUGUUGACUGCAGAGACUGUAAACCAGCAUUGCUGUCAACAAUGCAAGAUGACUGAUGCUGUUGUCCGGUGCUUGGACUGUGUUCCCUCGGGAAUUCAGUUUUUCUGUUCCACAUGCGACACAGAGAUCCACAGAAAAAAUGUUUUGCAUAACAGAGAAGUUAUGUUUGAUGGGUUUUUCAAUCCUAUUCCACCAACAUCCUUUGUGGUGGUUUGUGGUGACCAGUAUCACCUCAAUGAACAAGUGUGUAUGCUUCCAAUUCUUCCGCCACUGCAAAUCUGCUCCUGCGGUCCAAACCAGGACCUCAUAAUCACCCCAGGAAAGCAGACUGUCUUGGUGACAAUCAAUGGUCCAUACAACCUGUGCCUGCCUAGUGUAUGCUGUCCACUGUGUUCUACUAAAUGGACUCCUGGAAUUGGUGACUUGCUUAAAUUUAGAUAUUGGCCAGCAACCACCAGCUGCCAAAUGCUGUUUAACCCUCAUGUGUUGUUGGGGAUGUUUUCAUCCACUACAGAGUUUUUUUUACUCUUAAUUUGGCCGUAACUUUCUCUCUGUUUUAGCAAAUUGAAUGAUUUUUGGUGACAAAUCUUAUAUUUACAUAUAUUUUAAGAAAAUGCUUUGAAAUUUUUUAAAAACUCAACGAUAUACCGUGGGCAAAUUUACUACCCUUUCGUGUUGUUAGUGGAUGAAAACAUCCACUAAAUUCAACGGCUGUAAAAAUUUAUCAGAUGAAUA
Messenger RNA from Paramisgurnus dabryanus, 2162 nucleotides. RefSeq lists its product as uncharacterized. NCBI's taxonomy places the organism in Eukaryota, Metazoa, Chordata, Actinopteri, Cypriniformes, Cobitidae. The record is from RefSeq and is a predicted model, not a curated record.